Molecule: messenger RNA, 1158 nt
Organism: Cryptococcus wingfieldii CBS 7118
Lineage: Eukaryota; Fungi; Basidiomycota; Tremellomycetes; Tremellales; Cryptococcaceae
Exons: 3
Coding region: 1-1158 (385 amino acids)
Source: RefSeq, a predicted model, not a curated record
AUGGUCUUUGAAACGUCAAACUCAACGCCCCCCAGCCUUUCCAUACCUUCUACCCACACUGUCAUCCUGUUUCUCUACAUAUAUUUGAAUGUCGUCGAAAUCUGGUGGACGCUGAUCUGGCGGCUCAUCUGCGCCUCAACUUUCCUCUUAUACAGGCUCCUUUUCAAUCCAGAGAAAAAGACUGUAAAGAAGGAGUUUUCUCCUUGGAAGAACCCCAACGCCAACGUCGUUGUAUCAUACAAAGACUUUCGUCGUGUUGAAAUCCCCUACAAGUCAUACGAAAACAAGAAGGUCGUCUUCACCCGUUGCUCUGGGAAAACCCCAGAGAAGCGCAUCCUGAAGGGCAAGUGGGGAGAAGUCCAUGAGGAAGUCAAGAAGCCCCAUGCGUAUCACGACAACGGCGAGCCCUGUUGGGAUCCCGAGUGCCCGGAAUUCGAUGCAAGUCAACUACGGCAGAGGGUACUCCCCGAGUUGAAGAAAGAAGACUAUCUGAAGGAGGAGGCCGGCUUCAUCAGAUCUUUCGAAGACGCACUCAUACCUGAAGAUAUCCCUCGCGAACCCGCCCCCAUCAAGCCCACCCGCAAGCGCUUCUCUCAGCACUCUGUCUUCAUCCAAACCAAGCUUUCUGCCUCCAAGCUCAAGGCCAAGUGGAGACUCGCCAAGAUGAGGAAGGAGGAAACGCGAAGAAUGGCAAAGAUUGAGAAGAGCUGGGCGUGGGAGGUGUCGGAAAUUGCGAUGUUGAAGAAGGACCAGGCGGAUCAAAAGGCGGAAGCGGACGCUGCAGAGAAGCUCUUGGCCGAAGCGCGUCUCCCACCUCAACUGCCUCUCUUUGCCAAAACAGGUACUGAGCCCGGAAGCCAUACUGUGGCUAUCGUGGUGACCCCACCAAUGAGCUCUUCCACUUCUCUCCUUACAGAGUCCAGCCCAUCCACGUCCGCACCGUCUACGGCACACACCACUCCUGUCUUGUCCCGCGCAUCCUCCAUGUCCUCCAUGUCUUCAUUCUCCACCCUCUUCUCAUCGUCAACCGGCCCUGAUCGCGAAAACAAGAAGAGAAUCUCCUUCGCCUCCAGCAGAUCCUCCGCUCCAGUCUCCGAGACCAUUCGCAAGGCGCCUUGCGCGAGAGCAAAAGCCGCCAAAGGCGCUCGGGCUGUUUAA